CAUGACGGUAGCAUUGUUUUGUUGUUUCUCCUUCGUGUUUACAGACGAGACUUAAAAUGAGAGAGAGAGAGAGAGUGAGAGUUAAUGACAGAGUUCAGUCAUAGUAAAAAGUGUAAGAAAAUAAUUUUUUUGGAUUGUUUGCAAACGUUUUGUCCAGUCCAGUUUCAUUUAAUAUAAGGAUUAGAGCCCCAUUAUACUGCAUUUCGUUUUGUAAGACGUUCUAUUUGAAAGAUCAAGUGUUUCCUUUUUGUUUAUAGCGAUUCUUAAUACAGAAGAUGGCAUCUUCUGUGAAAAAUCCUGUGGAUAUAACACGACUUCCUGUAAAUAAGGAGGAACACAAGUUUGAAGAUUGGAUCAUUAAGUACCAGAAGAGUCACAUUCUAAGCUCCAAGUGUACCAAUAAUGGCGCAUGUUCACAAGAAACCACUGAUGAAUGUCAGUUUUGCAGGUAUAGCCGAGAGCUGAGUCUGCCUCACAUGCCAGAUAUGGUGUUCCCCAAGAACGAGUUGUGUGUUCAGCAUGUGUCAGGGGUCACUGUGUCAUUUAAUGCUCUGGAUGCGCUCAAGCAAGUCAACAAUGGCAAGCUCGACAUUAAGAUCGCCUGUGCAGAUGCUUGGAAAGAGUCUCGGCAAGAGACCGGACUGGCAGACAAGGAGAUUCAAUCGUUCGACUGGACAUUCAGCACGGAUUACUGUGGCAGUCUCUCUGGCAACUGGACAGUGGAAUCCACAGAGCUCAGGAUAGACAUGGAAAGGCUCAAGCAGAAAGAGAAAAUCCUCUUCUACCAUGAGGUGAACCUGUUCGAGGACGAACUCCAUGACAAUGGCAUUGCUUCGCUGAAUGUUAAAAUUCGGGUGAUGCCAUCAGGGUUCUUCCUGCUGCUAAGGUUCUUCCUGCGUGUGGACGGUGUGAUGCUGCGGGUCAAUGAUACUCGCUACUACCACGACUUCACCACACAGCACGUACUGCGGGAGUUCACCUCACGUGAAGGUCAGAUGGCCCAGCUACAGAUCCCUUUGCCAAUUACAACUGACCCAAACGAAGUCGCUCCUCUGUUACCAAUCAAGACGGCUAGAUUCGAGAAACUCACAUAUCCCACAACUCAAGAAGUGUUGAAUGUCACAUAGCAUUAAAUAUAUUUCCUUCCAUUUCUCUUGUUAUAUUUAUAAUGUCAAUACAUUCGUUAAUAAAAUAUUUGUACGUA
This is a messenger RNA of Homalodisca vitripennis (glassy-winged sharpshooter), 1204 nucleotides long. RefSeq names its product TIP41-like protein. Bases 276 to 1127 code for a protein of 283 amino acids. Lineage: Eukaryota; Metazoa; Arthropoda; Insecta; Hemiptera; Cicadellidae. The transcript has 6 exons. Gene Ontology annotation, cellular component: cytosol. Gene Ontology annotation, biological process: TOR signaling. The record is from RefSeq and is a predicted model, not a curated record.